Messenger RNA from Amborella trichopoda, 659 nucleotides. It is a transcript of the gene PLMT, whose product is annotated as phospholipid N-methyltransferase. Gene Ontology annotation, biological process: phosphatidylcholine biosynthetic process. Gene Ontology annotation, molecular function: S-adenosylmethionine-dependent methyltransferase activity. Lineage: Eukaryota; Viridiplantae; Streptophyta; Magnoliopsida; Amborellales; Amborellaceae. The record is from RefSeq and is a predicted model, not a curated record.
UUGGCGUGUCUGUAUCAUCUGUCUUACGCCUCCAAAAGUCAUGGAAACAGGAAUAAAUCUCAUUUCCAUUGCAUUGAUACUCCCAUUCCCCUUUUACUAUCUCCUGUGGACCUACCCACAAUCAUGGGUGGAUCUAUGUGGCAACAAAAGAGACCCAUCUCACAUAAUGGCUCAAGUCUCUCACCUCAUUAAGUUCCUUCAGUUUCUUGCUUUGCUAUCAGUUGCCCACUUCUCUUGGCCUCCAUGGUAUUCUUGGGUUCUUUUCAUCUCUGGCCAGUACCUCAAUUUCAAGGUUUAUCAAUUGCUUGGUGAAUCCGGUACAUAUUAUGGGGUACGCUUUGGAAAGAAGAUAGCUUGGGUGACUGAGUUUCCUUUUGGAUACAUAAGGGAUCCACAGUAUGUUGGUAGCAUACUGAGCCUUGUCGCUCUUUUAUGUUGGAUUCCCUCCCAAUAUGUGCUUCUAUGGAUACUUGGUUACUUCUUUAUGAUGUGCAUAGAGUCAAAGGAGGAACCUUCUACUCGUGCUAAGCCACGUUCUUAGUUUUGCGUUCCAAUUGUACCAGUUUUGCAGAAAUAAUAAUUCGUUUGUUGGGGAAGAGAUCAGUUUCAUUUGUACCAGUAUUGAUCUUUAUAAUUAUGAUUAGCGGUGAAUUAUUUGA